Molecule: messenger RNA, 1644 nt
Organism: Fonsecaea multimorphosa CBS 102226
Lineage: Eukaryota; Fungi; Ascomycota; Eurotiomycetes; Chaetothyriales; Herpotrichiellaceae
Exons: 5
Coding region: 1-1644 (547 amino acids)
Biological process (GO): transmembrane transport
Molecular function (GO): transmembrane transporter activity
Source: RefSeq, a predicted model, not a curated record
AUGGAGGGGCAAAACGAGAAGGAGAACAAUCAAAUUCAACCCCCAGGACCAACAGAAAAGCAAUUGGGUGUCUCCGGCCCAGAGUUAGCGGGAGAGAACCUCGAAGGAGGCCGUCCCAAGCGUGCAGACGGCAAGAUUGAACUGACCGAAGAAGACUGCUACGACAAACUGGGGUACUCCUUUCCAGCAUGGAAGAAAUGGAUGAUCUUGGUCAUUAUUCUUUUGAUUCAGACCUCGAUGAACCUCAACGCCAGUAUCUACUCUAAUGGCGUCGAUGGCCUUGCAAAAAAAUACGACAUCUCAAAGCAAAAGGCCCGAGUCGGCCAGAUGAUCUUCCUUGUCUGCUAUUCCUUGGGCUGCGAACUGUGGGCGCCAUGGUCUGAGGAAUUAGGUCGCUGGCCGACACAGCAGCUGUCCUUGUUUCUCGUCAAUAUCUGGCAGUUACCCGCGGCGCUCGCCCCCAACUUCGGGUCUAUCGUUGUCGCUCGAGCACUCGCUGGCCUCUCGACAGCAGGAGGCUCUGUCACGUUGGGAGUCAUCGCCGACAUGUACCAACCUGAAGAUUCCGGAUUCCAGUAUGCGGUUGCCUUCGUCGUGCUGUCGUCCGUGGGCGGUGCCCCAGUAGGCGCAGUCAUCGGCGGCUUCGUGGGGCAAUACCUUUCUCUGCCCUGGAUCUUUUGGAUGCAACUCUGCAUUGGCGGCGCCGUGCAACUCAUCCACUUUUUCCUUGUCCCCGAGACACGCGCAACCAUCCUUCUGGACCGCGAGGCCAAGAAGCGGCGCAAGAAUGGCGAAACAAAUAUCUAUGGACCGGACGAAUUGAAGAAGCCACGGUUCCCGAUGAAGGAAUUCGCACGCAUUUGGAUGAGACCUUUCCAGAUGUUUGUCACGGAACCGAUCGUGCUCGCCCUCAGCCUGCUCAGCGGGUUUAGUGAUGCAUUGUUGUUUACCUUUUUGGAGGCGUUCACGCCCGUGCUUAAGCAAUGGGGAUUUAAACCAUAUCAGGUUGGGUUGGCUUUUAUUUCGUCACUGGUUGGAUAUGUACUUGCAUACCUCACAUAUCUCCCCGUCAUUCGACAUCAUAACAAGAUCCGCGCCGACGACCCGAACAAGUUGUCUCCGGAAUCUCGUCUAUGGUGGUUACUUUUCCUGGCACCUCUCGAGACAAUUGGGCUUUUUGGCUUCGCGUGGACGUCUCUCGGACCCGACUAUGGCAUCCCGUGGAUCGCGCCCAUGAUCUUCACGGUCCUAAUUGCCAUGGCGAAUUACGCAAUAUACAAGAGCUCAAUCGACUACAUGAUUGCUGCCUACGGACCUUAUGCCGCUUCUGCCACUGGCGGCAACGACCUCGCCAGAGACUUCCUUGCGGGCAUAGCAGCCUUGUAUAGUACACCAUUCUACGAAAACAUCGGCAAGAAAUACGCCCUCGAAUACCCCUCGACCAUCCUGGCCUGUUUGUCAGUGGUGGUCAUCGCCCCGAUCUACCUCUUCUACUGGAAGGGCGAGUGGUUCCGCGACCGCAGCAAGUUCGCCAAGGAGCUCAAUCUCGGCCGGCAGGGCGCUGUUGAGAGGCGUCGGAGUACCAUGCCCAACUUGAAGGGCGGCGCGCGAGGCGAGAGGGCAAGGCACGUCGAACAAGUCUGA